Molecule: messenger RNA, 812 nt
Organism: Epinephelus moara (kelp grouper)
Lineage: Eukaryota; Metazoa; Chordata; Actinopteri; Perciformes; Serranidae
Gene: ndufs3
Product: NADH:ubiquinone oxidoreductase core subunit S3
Exons: 5
Coding region: 91-687 (198 amino acids)
Molecular function (GO): NADH dehydrogenase (ubiquinone) activity
Source: RefSeq, a predicted model, not a curated record
UUAUCUUCUGUUCUUCAUGCAGCCACUGUCAGGCCCAAGAAUGCCAUCACUCACAACCAGCUGGCAGCGUUUGGGGAGUUUGUGGCUGAGAUGAUGCCCAAAUAUGUCCAGCAGGUCCAGGUGACCUGUUUUAAUGAGCUAGAGGUGAUGAUCCAUCCUGACGGAGUGAUCCCUGUGCUGACCUUUCUGAGGGACCACACCAACGCACAGUUCAGGAACAUGAUUGACCUGACUGCUGUCGACAUCCCAACACGCCAGAACCGCUUUGAGAUUGUGUACAACCUGCUGUCGCUGCGAUACAACUCUCGUAUCCGAAUUAAGACAUACACAGAUGAGUUGACGCCGGUGGACUCUGCAGUGCCGGUGCACAUGGCCGCCAACUGGUACGAGAGGGAGGUGAGUCACAUGUGUGUGUGUGUGUGUGUGNAUCACCCAGACCUGAGGCGUAUUCUGACAGACUACGGCUUUGAGGGUCACCCCUUCAGGAAGGACUUCCCUCUCUCAGGAUACGUAGAGGUGCGUUAUGAUGAUGAGGUGAAGCGUGUGGUGGCAGAGCCUGUCGAGCUGGCGCAGGAGUUCAGGAAGUUUGACCUGAACACACCCUGGGAGGUGUUCCCUGCCUACCGAGACCCCAAAGAGGCUUCACCCAAACUGGAGGCUGGUGACGCGGCUCCUGAGAAGAAAUAAAGUCCCUGUGUUUUGUCACCAUGUUAGUGUUUGUUAGUGUCAUUUUGGGACUCCCAGCACAUUGAACAAACCCACCUGAAAUAUUUAUGUAAAUAAAGAUACGAAUAAAACAACCUUCAAAAGAA